AUUUUCUAUGCAGUUACCCAUGACUCGUCAGCAGGGCGUGGCUUGAAGGGGAAGUUGUCUUUUUUGCCUGGUUUUGAAACCAUGGACCAAAAGAUCCCAUAUGAUGACUACCAACUCCCUGUGGUCUUUUUACCUUCUUAUGAGAGUCCCCCAGCAUGGAUAGCCCCGCAGGAGCGUAUCCACCAUCCUGACUACAACAAUGAGCUGACCCAGUUCCUGCCWCGCACCAUCGUGUUGAAGAAACCUCCAGGGGCACAGUUAGGCUUCAACAUCCGUGGGGGCAAGGCCUCUCAGCUGGGCAUCUUCAUCUCCAAGGUGGUCCCAGAUUCGGACGCCCACAGAGCAGAGCUCCAGGAGGGAGAUCAGGUGCUGUCUGUCAAUGAGGUGGACUUCCAGGACAUAGAGCACUCGAGGGCUGUUGAGAUUCUGAAGACUGCCAGAGAGAUUCUGAUGAGGGUGCGCUUCUUUCCCUACAACUACCAGAGACAGAAGGAAAGGACUGUGCAUUAGGUGGCAGAAGAGUUCCCCGGGAGAGAGUGUGUGAGUGUCCGUCUUGUAGGAGUCCUUGUAGGAGUCCUUGGUGGUCCUUGGUGGAUAGACCUGCACUUCACUAGUGUCCUCCUCCCACAGACUACAMCCCCCGUCCUCCGUUUCAACCUAAGGAUGAACGACCGCAUGACUAACUGGAUCCAUUCACAUUUACACCCCAGGACCACAUAAAGACAUUGCAUUCCCCCUCUGCAUACUAAACGAUGCACACUGCUUCAGAUGCAGAAAGGAUGUUGUUAUAUCAGGUGUUCACRCACUUACAUACUGAGUCAUGUACUGAAGACACUACAUAGAGUAAUGUAUACUAUUUACAUACCAUAAUGCUCCAGGUCCCCUGCAUAUAAAAGAAGCACUAAGCAUCAACACCAGAGAAAACAAACUACGUCAACUGCAGUGCAUGUCAAAGGGACACAUUCUUAAGGGAAGUUAUCACUGAAUAUGCCAUCGAGGGAUUGAGUGAUGACAGCCCUUUUAUUAACCAACCUGCUUUCACUCACCUCUGACCCGGAGCGUUGUGAAUACUAGGUUUUAAACUGGUUACCCAAAUUGUGUGUGUGUGUGUGUAGUGUAUAUAUAUAUAUAUAUAUAUAUAUAUUACUCAGCAAAAAAA
Salvelinus sp. IW2-2015 is the source of this 1159-nucleotide messenger RNA. RefSeq names its product PDZ domain containing 11 (gene pdzd11). Gene Ontology annotation, molecular function: protein binding. Lineage: Eukaryota; Metazoa; Chordata; Actinopteri; Salmoniformes; Salmonidae. The record is from RefSeq and is a predicted model, not a curated record. Gene Ontology annotation, biological process: maintenance of epithelial cell apical/basal polarity; neurotransmitter secretion; protein localization to basolateral plasma membrane. Gene Ontology annotation, cellular component: synapse; cell-cell junction; basolateral plasma membrane.